This is a messenger RNA of Bicyclus anynana (squinting bush brown), 1348 nucleotides long. Its product is annotated as cytochrome P450 4C1. Bases 23 to 1348 code for a protein of 441 amino acids. The record is from RefSeq and is a predicted model, not a curated record. Lineage: Eukaryota; Metazoa; Arthropoda; Insecta; Lepidoptera; Nymphalidae. The transcript has 8 exons. Gene Ontology annotation, molecular function: oxidoreductase activity, acting on paired donors, with incorporation or reduction of molecular oxygen; heme binding; iron ion binding.
AGUAUUUUGUUAUUUUAGAUACAUGUCACAUAAAUAUAAAGGUGUGUUUGAAUUAAGGUUGGGAAACAGUCAAAUUUUACUUCUUGCGCAUCCAGUAUAUGUAGAGGCAGUGAUUAGUAGCACUAAACAUAAUGAAAAAGGUUACCUUUAUAGUUUCCUUCGGCCAUGGUUAAAUGACGGACUUCUAUUAAGCAAUGGCAAAAAAUGGUAUCAACGUAGAAAAAUACUUACGCCAGCAUUUCACUUCAAAAUUCUACGCCACUUUAAUUCCGUGUUAUGUGACAAAAGCGCAAAGCUUGCUGAAAAUCUACAAUCGGAAGUGAAUCGUUCAAAAACAAAUAUUAAUUCUUUCAUUUCAGAUUUCACAAUAAAUUCGAUAUGUGAGACGGCAAUGGGAACUGUUCUAGACGAGGAAUCAGCUACGGUCAGCCAAUCUUACAAGAAAGCAAUUCAUGAAUUGGGGACGCAUUUGUUCUAUAGAGCUUUAAGAAUAUGGCUCCAUCCAGAGUCAAUUUUUAAUUUAAGUCAGGUAGGACGAGCUCACAGGAGAACUUUAAAUUUUAUCACCUCAUUUCGAAAUUGCGUCGUUGAGCAACGAAGACAAAAUGAAUAUUUUGGCGACUUGUAUACAAAAACAAUGAAUGAAAGUGGUGAUGAGGAUUUUUUAAUAAAUAAUAAAAAUCGUUUGGCCAUGUUAGAUCUUCUUUUGCAUGCAGAGAAACAAGGUCUUAUUGAUUCAGAAGGCAUCAACGAAGAAGUUGACACCUUUAUGUUCGAGGGUCAUGAUACAACUGCAACUGCUCUUCAAUUUGCAUUUAUGUUACUGGCUAAUAACCCAAAUAGCCAGGAAAGGAUAUUAGAAGAAUAUUCUACUAUUUUAGGGUCAACCAACGGAAGGCCUACGUUAUCAGAUUUGUCAGAAAUGAAAUAUUUGGAAGCAUGUAUAAAGGAAUCAUUAAGGCUUUAUCCACCAGUGCAUUUUAUUGAAAGGACAAGCGACAGCCCAUUGAUAAUAAGAGAUAGCGAAAGGCUGGCUCCAAAAAGUAUUACAAUUUUGUUAUUUGACUUACAUAGACGCUCAGAUCAAUUCGUCGAGGCUUUGGAGUUCCGACCCGAAAGAUUCCUGAAAGAACCAACUUGGCAUCCGUUUGCUUACCUACCAUUCAGUGCUGGACCAAGAAACUGUAUAGGUCAGAAGUUUGCUAUGAUGGAGAUGAAAUUGGCAAUAACUGCAGUUCUGUCCAACUACCGUUUGCUUCCAGUCACCAAACCACAAGAUAUUGUAUUUGUAACUGACGUAAUCUUACGCACAAGAGAUCCUAUAUUCGUAAAAUUUGAAAAACGUUAA